Molecule: messenger RNA, 953 nt
Organism: Hippoglossus stenolepis (Pacific halibut)
Lineage: Eukaryota; Metazoa; Chordata; Actinopteri; Pleuronectiformes; Pleuronectidae
Product: T-cell surface glycoprotein CD3 zeta chain
Exons: 7
Coding region: 114-533 (139 amino acids)
Biological process (GO): cell surface receptor signaling pathway
Cellular component (GO): membrane
Molecular function (GO): transmembrane signaling receptor activity
Source: RefSeq, a predicted model, not a curated record
GUGUGUGUGUGUGUGUGUGUGUGUGUGUGUCACCUGUCACCACUUCCUGCUCCACUCAGACGAGCUCCGUGGUUCAGUCUCUUUGUUAAAGAGUGAAAUCGUGUUGAGGAGAAAUGAAGUCGUUCGUCUUCUUGCUUCUCGUGUUUCCUCCGACAGACGCCAUGUCGCCGAACGACCCGCAGCUCUGCUACAUCCUGGACGGUUUCCUCGGCCUGUACGGACUCAUCAUCACUGGGAUGUUCAUCAAAGAGAAGUUCUUUCGAUCCAAAGUGAAGUUCGAGGACGAUCAGGAUCCGAACGGGGACGACGGCGGCUACACUGGACUGGUGAGAGACAGUGAGAGAGAACGAAACCGCUGGCUGACCGAUGACACCACCUACCAGGACUUGAACCGACCAACAGACGGAGAAUAUAAAGAACUUCCUGUGAAACGAGAGCGUAAGAAAAAGAACGAGCAGAUUUAUCAGGGUCUGAGCUCGGCCACCAGAGACACCUACGACGCUCUCCAGAUGCUGCCACUUCCUCCUCGUUAACUCCGCCCACUCAUCGUGGAUCCUCUCGAUGACCACGUGAUUUUUUUUCAUGGGUUCAUAGGCCUCCACACGUAAAUGAUUUUAUUGUUGCAGUUUCUUCUUCUUUAUUAAAACUGUUGCUUUGUGUUUUCCAGGAUGUUUGUUUUCAGUAUUUCAUUAGAUUUUUAUUGAUUUUACAUCGUUUGAUAUUUUACUGAGAGUUUUUGCUGCAGCGUCUGAAUAACAGACUUUAUUUUGAUGUUUAAACAUUUUCUGAUUCAAAUCAAACAACGAAACUACAAGUAUUCCAUUGAUUCCAUAAAACAUAAAAAAUGAUUCAAAUAUUCAACAUUAAGUUGAAUUAAUAUUUGAAUCCUGCACAUUCACGGUAAAAUGUACUUUAUCUUAAUGAGACGACAAUUAAAGAACAAGUUCAUGGAU